Photinus pyralis (common eastern firefly) is the source of this 2050-nucleotide messenger RNA. Its product is annotated as probable cytochrome P450 6a14. The record is from RefSeq and is a predicted model, not a curated record. The coding region runs from base 472 to 1959 and encodes 495 amino acids. Gene Ontology annotation, molecular function: oxidoreductase activity, acting on paired donors, with incorporation or reduction of molecular oxygen; heme binding; monooxygenase activity. NCBI's taxonomy places the organism in Eukaryota, Metazoa, Arthropoda, Insecta, Coleoptera, Lampyridae. The transcript has 4 exons.
UCUGAAGAAACAAGAAAAAAACAUAGAAAGCAAUGAAGCAAAGGCCCCACGGAAUUUUGAACAAGCCGAGCUAAUUCAAUGUUUAAAGAAUUUGAAGAAUUAAAGUUUCCAACGCCGGAGAAGUGUCUCAUGAGAUGUCAGAGGAAGCCAAACAACUGAGUAACUCAAGAAAAUCGAGUACUCUGUGGAAGAAGUCCAAGAAAUCGAACACUUCAAAACAACCGAAGUGAGGAAAGUUAGAGAAACUAAGAGACCCGAGAGAGAUGAAGAGUCAGCGGAAGGGGAUAGAAACUAAGACAGGAUUUGCCAAACUUGUUUGGACACUGGUGAUGACCUUUAGGCCACCCUACUCGAUAAUCCAAGUUCAAUGAUAAUGGAAACAACAAUCGCAGUUACAGUCGAUUAUUCAUAGGAUCUAGCUGUAAGUACAUCUGAACUUUUAAUUAACCGAACCCGUCUUCCAGCUUCAAGAUGUGGAUCACCCUCCUGAUAUACAUUGUCACUUUCGCAAUUGCGAUUGUCGCGUACUUCAAAUGGUCUUUUGGUUACUGGAAGAAGCUGGGCGUUCCGUACCUGGAAUCGAGCAUCCCCUUCGGCACCAUGAAUAACCCGUUGACUUUAUCGGAGUCGAUUGCCGACAAUGUUGCUCGUCAGUACAAGGAGAGCAAGGCGUUGGGGUACAAGUAUGUGGGGCUGUACGGGCUGACGAUGCCACAAUUCAUGGUCAUCGACCCUGAACUACUCAAAUGCGUGAUGAUCAAGGACUUCCACCACUUCACCGACCGCGGCUUCUACUUCAACGAGAAAGACGAUCCCCUAAGCGCCCACUUGUUCACGCUGACCGGUCAAAAGUGGAGGAGACUAAGGGCGAAACUUACCCCGACGUUUACGUCGGCCAAAAUGAGGACGAUGAACGAGUUUGUAGUCGCCUGCGGGUACCAGCUCAGGGACGCUCUGGGAGUGAGGUGCACGCAGGGUCCUAUCGAGAUCAAGGAUCUUCUGGAGCGCUACACCACCAACAUCAUCGGAAGUUGCGCGUUUGGCAUCGAGUGCAACAGUUUCACGGAUCCUAACAACGAGUUCUGCAUGUGGACCAGGAAGCAGUUCCAUCCGACGGCGUUUCAGAACUUCAAGAUGUUCAUCUCCUUCAUGUUUCCUGGCUUCGCCGAGAUGAUACGCAUGAAGGUUGUCACCGAUGGUGUCACCAACUUCUUCAUGAAAACGGUCCGGGAGUCGAUAGCACUCAGACGAAAAACUGGGCAGGUGCGUAACGACUUUCUUCAAAUACUGAUCGGAUUGAUGGAGGAGAGCGACGGAAUGACACUGGAGGAGGUCGCCGCUCAGGCCUUCCUCUUUUUCCUCGCCGGCUUUGAAACGUCCUCGAGCACGAUGAGCUUCUGCCUCUACGAACUGUCUUUAAAUCCCGACAUCCAGCAAAGAGUACGCGAUGAGAUCAACGCGGUUCUCAAGAAGUACAACGGCGAGAUCACCUACGACAGCCUGAGGGAGCUGGAGUACAUGAGUUGCGUCAUCGAUGAGGUUUUGAGAAAGUACCCACCGGUGCCGAUUUUGAACCGGAAGUGCGUGUCGGACUACAAGCUCCCAAAUACCGACAUCACAAUCAAAAAGGGCGUUAACCUGGUAAUUCCACUGAUCGGAUUACAAAGAGAUCCCGACUACUUCCCCAAUCCGGAUAAGUUCGAUCCCGAAAGGUUCAACAAGAAAAACGUCGAGAAGGUCACGCCGUUUUCUUAUAUGCCGUUUGGGGAAGGACUUCGAAUUUGUCUAGGACUUCGAUUCGGUUUGAUGCAGACGAAGAUUGGCUUGCUACUCAUGUUGAAGAACUUCAAGUUCACGUUGAGCGACAAAACCGCGACGCCGAUAGAGCUCAAUCCAAUUUGCUUCGUUCUCUCCGUGCAAGGGGGAAUUUGGUUGAAUGCCGAAAAAGUUGCGCAAUGAGCGCAGUUUAUUAGCUUUAAGUCGUUACCAUAGAGAUGUGAACGUGUGGCUAAACUUUGGAUUUUGAAAUAUACCCGAACUGGUGCACAUU